Messenger RNA from Acanthosepion pharaonis, 2415 nucleotides. The record is from the annotation of a GenBank genome assembly. NCBI's taxonomy places the organism in Eukaryota, Metazoa, Mollusca, Cephalopoda, Sepiida, Sepiidae.
AUGUUUUCUUACUUUUCUAUUUAUCGCUUUCACUUUCAUCCUCUUUUCUCUCUCAAAGACGUACACACUUGUUUUCGAUUCUUCCUUCUUGUUUCUCUAUCAGUCUUUUCUGUGCCACAAACCCAAAAUGCUUUCUUAUACUGGAAAGGAAAUCCUCUGAUUGAAUUUCCUAAUUCUCUCUUGUUUUUACUUUCUGUUUCUUAUAUACAUCUAUCCUCUUUCUCUUGUUUUGUCUUCUACCUCUUUUCUCUUAUUCUACUUUUCUUUCUCCAUUAUACUUAUUCCUUCUGCUUUCUUUUCCCUUUUUUUUUUCUUCUUCCUCUUUUCAUUCCUUCCUUAAUUUCCCCUCUUUUAUCCCUUUUCUUUACUCUGUUUUCUCUUUCAUUUCAUGUUUCCUUUCCUUCUCUGCUCUGGUUUAUCACUUGCCUUCUCUCUGCUUUGCUCUCUCUCUCUCCUUUUUCAUUCAUUCUUUGUUCUCUUUUUUUUUUCCUUUUUCUUUACCCUCCUGCUUUUUUUCUCAUUUCCUUUUUCCUGCUUUUUUUAUAUGCUUUUCUCUUUUUUUUUCUUUGUCUUUACUCUCUCUCUUCUUUGUCUUUUUCCUUUGCUCUCUCUCUUCUUUGUCUUUUGUUUGCUUUUUCUUUUUCUUUGCUCUCUCUUUCUUUGUCUUUUCCUUUGCUCUCUCUCUCUUCUUUGUCUUUUUUCCUUUGCUCUCUCUCUUCUUUUGUCUUUUCCUUUGCUCUCUUCUCUUUGUCUUUUUCCUUUGCUCUCUCUCUCUUCUUUGUCUUUUUCCUUUGCUCUCUCUCUCUUCUUUGUCUUUUUCCUUUGCUCUCUCUCUUCUUUGUCUUUUCCUUUGCUCUCUCUCUUCUUCUUUGUUUUUUCCUUUGCUCUCUCUCUCUUCUUUGUCUUUUUCUUUUGCUCUCUCUCUUCUUUGUCUUUUUCCUUUGCUCUCUCUCUCUUCUUUGUCUUUUCCUUUUGCUCUCUCUCUCUCUUUGUCUUUUUUCCUUUUUCUCUCUCUUCUUUGUCUUUUCUUUGUCUCUCUUCUCCUUUGUCUUUUCUCUCUCUCUCUCUCUUCUUUGUCUUUUUCCUUUGCUCUCUCUCUCUCUUCUUUGUCUUUUUCCUUUGCUCUCUCUCUCUCUUCUUUGUCUUUUUCCUUUGCUCUCUCUCUCUCUUCUUUGUCUUUUUCCUUUGCUCUCUCUCUCUCUUCUUUGUCUUUUUCCUUUGCUCUCUCUCUCUCUCUUCUUUGUCUUUUCCUUUGCUCUCUCUCUCUCUUCUUUGUCUUUUCCUUUGCCUCUCUUCUUUGUCUUUUUCCUUUGCUCUCUCUCUCUUCUUUGUCUUUUCCUUUGCUCUCUCUCUCUCUUCUUUGUCUUUUUCCUUUGCUCUCUCUCUCUUCUUUGUCUUUUUCCUUUGCUCUCUCUCUCUUCUUUGUCUUUUUCCUUUGCUCUCUCUCUCUCUUCUUUGUCUUUUUCCUUUGCUCUCUCUCUCUCUUCUUUGUCUUUUUUCCUUUGCUCUCUCUCUCUCUUCUUUCUCUUUUCCUUUGCUCUCUCUCUCUCUUCUUUGUCUUUUCCUUUGCUCUCUCUCUCUCUUUUUUGUCUUUUUUUUUGCCUCUCUCUCUCUUUGUCUUUUCCUUUGCUCUCUCUCUUCUUUGUCUUUUUCCUUUGCUCUCUCUCUCUUCUUUGUCUUUUUUCUCUCUCUCUUUGUCUUUUUCCUUUGCUCUCUCUCUCUUUCUUUGUCUUUUUCCUUUUGCUCUCUCUCUCUCUUCUUUGUCUUUUCCUUUGCUCUCUCUCUCUCUUCUUUGUCUUUUUCCUUUGUCUCUCUCUCUCUUCUUUGUCUUUUUCCUUUGCUCUCUCUCUCUCUUUUCCUUUGCUUCUCUCUCUUUCUUUGUCUUUUUCCUUUGCUCUCUCUCUCUCUUCUUUGUCUUUUCCUUUGCUCUCUCUCUCUUCUUUGUCUUUUUUCUUUGCUCUCUCUCUCUCUUCUUUUGUCUUUUCCUUUGCUCUCUCUCUCUCUUCUUUGUCUUUUUCCUUUGCUCUCUCUCUUGUCUUUUCUUUGCUUCUCUCUUUUUGUCCCUUUGCUCUCUCUCUCUUCUUUUGUCUUUUUUUUUGCUUCUCUCUCUUCUCUGUCUUUUUUUUUCUCUCUCUUUACUUUCUCUUUUCCUCUAUCUCUUUUUUUUUCUUUACUCUCUCUUAUCUAUCUCUUUUUUUUCUUUACUCUCUCUUAUCUAUCUCUUUUUUUUUUUUACUCUCUCUUAUCUAUCUCUUUUUUUUUUUUUACUCUCUCUUAUCUAUCUCUUUUUUUCUUUACUCUCUUUAUCUCUCUCUUUUCUAUCUCUUUUUUUUUUUUUUUACUCUCUCUUAUCUAUCUCUUUUUUUUUUUCUUUACUCUCUCUUAUCUAUCUCUUUUUUUCUUUGCUCUUUUUAA